GCCUAGUACUUCACACCGGGUCGCGGCCAAGCGUGGGCUGAUUUCUGCCAUUCUACUUUCCUCUCUAUCUGCCUUGGUGCAUCAUUCGAUACAUAUACAAAGACGGGCUCGAGGUCCACGUUAUCGUGUUACGAGCACAGCACAACACAACACAGCCAGCCGACACAGCAGCCAAGUCACAGAGGCUGCUCCAGCACACGUCAGAUAACACUACAAGGCACCAAAGCACCAGCGUUCCUCCCGACUCGGAAUCCAAGGAGACUAUGGGAGAACUACAAUACGCUCAGAGGACAUACUCGCCACUAUCGCAUGGUUUGAUGAGUAGUGCCUCUUUGAGCGAAGCCCCUCGCACGACUGGAGUUGGCCCGACCAACGCUGCUUUCCCUAGCGAGUACCACUCCAGCUAUCCUCCUGUUACAUUCACCAAGCCACCUACGGCUGCUUCCAACCUACUGACGCCUACUUCAUCGUCCAUGGCCUCUCCUCCCAUGCAUCCAAAUCAGUUACACCACGAUCCGCACUACGGAAGUUCCUAUCAACAGCCCGGCACCCCUCAUACCCAAGGGGGCACGACACCACUCCCGCCCCAAGAAUUGUACUAUCACAAUGCCAUAGACUACAACAGCCAGACGAGCUCCCCAAUGCCAAACCAAGGUGUUCUCCCACCCGAAGUCAUGAGCCGUCCGUAUGACAUGGAGGAGCGCCGGGGCCCGCCAAGUCCUCCAGCGUUUCAGCAUUUCGGCAGCUAUGGCGUUUCCGGGGGCCACUCCGCUUCCGACACUCCAUCAUCUUACUACUACCAUCACCCUGUAGUGAGGCACGAGCCAAAUCUCUAUCCCCUUGGUUAUCCUGAGGGCUCACGCCCUCUGGUAUCUCUGCCUCUGCUAGGCCAGCCGCAAGCGACCCAGUCUCGACAGCCUCGGCAACGUGGCGAAGACGUGAUGGUGCUGCCAGACAACGGAGCAGCACCGAAAGCUCCAUCCAGAGACACGCCCUCAAAACGAGGAGCGCAGCCCUCCAGGGUUCGGAAACGCCCUGCCCGCAAGGGCAGCAGCGGCUCACGUACUUUUGGGGUAGAAACAGCCUCCGCUGCAGACCACCUAGACUGUCAUGGAGAGGAGCGCCAGCCGCUGUUGAACCCAGACACACCUGAGGAGGAGAGGCUGAUCAUGGACCUGCGUUGGCGUUAUCGGAAUUCCAAAGGACAGGACAUGUGGGACUCUAUCCAGAGAGAAUACCACAGGGCGUUUCAAAAGGACUGCCCCAAGGAGCAACUCCAGAUGAAGUACAAACGCGCUCGCGCACGGUAUUUUCAGUGGCAAGAACGCGACAUCCAUCUUCUUGUGGAAGCAUACUUGGAGGUGGAGCGAAACCGCUACAGCAUGAUUCUGGAGAAAUUCCUCGAACGAGGCGGAUCUCGUAACAUGCAGCUCAGUGCCAGCGACAUUGAGGCCAAACUGGUCAACGGCCUCAAGCUCGAAGAAGGCCUCUACAUUGACCAUCCUGCCAAAUCUUCCGUCAAGGCCCGCAGGCGACGCAAGCUCAGCGCGCGCGCACGCCAGGGCAAGCCUGGGGACAACUCGGCGGAGAUGCUUCGAGAAGAAGUCUCUCUGCCGGGGUUGCGCCAAGCUACAGAUCCAGAGGAGACAUUUCGUCAGAUCCAGGAGCGUGAUGCCCAGGCAGCGACUGGAUCUUGGCCCGGGGCCUCUGGCUUGAGCCCGGGGAUGACGAGCUGCCAUGUGCAGAAUAUAGGGCAGGCGGCAGUCUCUCUUCAGCAUGGCGAACGUGCUGACUUCCCGGGCAAAUCCAGUAAGAGAGGUCCUGCUCGACGAUCGACAUGAGCGGCGGGCGCAGAGGACAUGUUCAUGCCAUCUUUCCCAUUUUAAAUACACUCUAACCAUUCCUUUAUUCAUCAUACAUGCAUAGACGACAUAUAUGCCCAAUGAAGAAUUCACGAGAUCGUUCCCUGGUAUGCUUUACUGAAUUGCCUGUGCACCUUGUUUUCGAGUAGCGUCGCGCAUUGCGCCCUGCUCACCUCUGAGAGACAAGCUCUUGAAAGCACUGAGUGUCAUUCAUUAGACACCGUCAUCUCAAUGCUUGUUUCGGCAUUGA
Messenger RNA from Emericellopsis atlantica, 2112 nucleotides. RefSeq lists its product as uncharacterized. The transcript is spliced from 3 exons. The coding region runs from base 264 to 1841 and encodes 525 amino acids. NCBI's taxonomy places the organism in Eukaryota, Fungi, Ascomycota, Sordariomycetes, Hypocreales, Bionectriaceae. The record is from RefSeq and is a predicted model, not a curated record.